Molecule: messenger RNA, 1016 nt
Organism: Leguminivora glycinivorella
Lineage: Eukaryota; Metazoa; Arthropoda; Insecta; Lepidoptera; Tortricidae
Exons: 5
Coding region: 32-790 (252 amino acids)
Source: RefSeq, a predicted model, not a curated record
UAACGCUAACAAGCGGUCCUCCAUUUUUAAAAUGUCAUCGAUUAUUCAGUGUGUUUUUGCAUUAUUUUUGUGCUCAGAACUAUGUAAUGGUCAGCUUUUUAAAAUGUAUACAGGUGGAUUUGAGACAUUCAAUCCCCUACCGUUCCCAGUCUGUAAGGCGAACGACAUAGAAUGCCUCCGCCGUGGCUUCAGAACCUUCUUUUUCUUAAUGGACUCCGGCCAUAUGGGUAUGCGCCCGAUCGACCCGGCCAUAGUGAACAGUGUGGCCGUGUCUUUACCAGAACAGCAGGUCUCAUUCCUGUUGAGGAGGGUCAACGUUACCGGAGCUAAAUGGACUAAGCUUGCUGAACGAAGGUUUCAGGUGCACGGAGGUAAAAGUGGCGCCAUCUUCAACAGUGACCUUCAUGUUGGAGCCGAGAUAAUCAUGAAAAUUGCGGAUAGGCUGGAGCCCUAUGCAUCCUACAUAACUAUGGAUAUACAGGAGGUAGAAAGCAAUAUCACCUACACCUGGGCUGGCACUAACGUGAACAACGAAGACUACAUCCUAAUCGGCCCAGAAAGGAUCGCAGUGAGGAAUCGGCGCACGCCUACAUAUUUCCUACAGCCGAUAAAUAACAAUUUCCUGCACAUGAAUAUGAUAGAAGCUGGUCUCCAGGCGAAGACCUCAGUGCUGGAUCAUUUCUCCAACGAGAUUGUCACAGCGGUCAUGCAUGCUGUGGUUGACAACUUCCGACUUUUUGCGAGGAAGAUACCAGUCAAAUAUUAUUACCACUACAGUUCUUUCAUUUAGUCAUAAGUAAAGGUUUAGCACAAGGAAUUUAGGUAAUAGCACAUUGCCACCCAGUGAAACAAGACAUCCAUGCUGGGCCACAAAAAUAUACAGUAUGACAUGAUUUGACUAUACUAUACAGUUGUAAACUUAUUGAACAAAUAAACUCAAAAUAGGGUGCUUUUUUCCCAAAAACAGCGCCUAACAUCAGGAUAUUAAGCAUGGUCGCGCGAUAAAUGAUAAAACA